Molecule: messenger RNA, 1386 nt
Organism: Condylura cristata (star-nosed mole)
Lineage: Eukaryota; Metazoa; Chordata; Mammalia; Eulipotyphla; Talpidae
Gene: DPEP3
Product: dipeptidase 3
Exons: 10
Coding region: 1-1386 (461 amino acids)
Biological process (GO): proteolysis
Molecular function (GO): metallodipeptidase activity
Source: RefSeq, a predicted model, not a curated record
AUGGCACCUACAGAGCUCCAUGGUCCUGGCGGGCUCUGCCGUUGGCUGCUGCUGCAUCUGCUCCUCCUGCGAUCACUGUUGCCGCUGCCAGUAACCCACACCCUGAGCACUUCAGUCAUCUCAAAGGCCCCUACUACGCUGAGUACCCCCAAGUCCCCCGGUUUGUGGGAGCGUGCACGGGCCCUGAUGCAGAAUUUCCCCUUGGUGGAAGGCCACAACCACUUGCCCCUGCUCCUGAGACAGCUUUUCCAGAACAGGCUACAAGAUGUUAACCUGCGCAAUUUCAGUCGUGGCCAGACCAGUCUGGACAAGCUGAGGGAUGGCCUCGUGGGUGCCCAGUUCUGGUCCGCCUACGCCCCGUGCCUGACACAGGACCGGGAUGCCGUGCUUCUCACCCUCGAGCAGAUCGACCUCAUUCAUCGCAUGUGUGCUUCCUACUCUGAGAUGGAGCUUGUGACCUCAGUUGAAGGUCUGGAAAAAACGCAAAAGCUGGCCUGUCUCAUCGGUGUGGAGGGUGGGCACUCCCUGGACAACAGCCUCUCUGUGCUGCGAAGUUUCUAUCUGCUAGGUGUGCGCUACCUGACACUCACCUUCACCUGCAGCACGCCCUGGGCAGAGAGUGCCACCAAAUAUAAAUACCCCUUCUAUACCAACGUCGUCGGGCUGACAAGCUUUGGUGAGAAGGUGGUAAGGGAAAUGAACCGCCUGGGCAUGAUGGUGGACUUGUCGUAUGCAUCGGACAACUUGGUGCAGCGGGUCCUGACAAUAUCAAAGGCUCCUGUGAUCUUCUCCCACUCAGCUGCCAGGGCUGUGUGUGACAAUUUGUUGAAUGUUCCUGAUAACACCCUGCAACUUUUGAAGAAGAAUGGAGGCAUCGUGAUGGUGACACUGUCCAUGGGGGUGCUGCAUUGCAACCUGUUUGCUAAUGUGUCCACCGUGGCAGAUCACUUUGACCACAUCAGGACAGUCAUUGGAUCUGAGUUCAUCGGGAUUGGUGCAAGUUAUGAUGGGUCUGGCCGGUUCCCAGAGGGGCUGGAGGACGUGUCCACAUACCCGGUCCUGAUAGCGGAGCUGCUGAGGCGCGGCUGGAGUGAGGAAGAGCUUCAAGGUGUCCUCCGAGGAAACCUGCUACGAGUCUUUGGACAGGUGGAACAGGUGAGAGAGAAAAACAGUGGGGAAAGUCCUGUGGAAGAUGAGUUUCCAGCCAGGCAGGUGGGCAGGGCCUGCCACUCCCAUCUCCUAACUCAGUCUCAGAGUGAACACCAGGCCACUCACCAGCAGGUGACCAAGGGGCCACCCAAGAGGCUCUCAAAAGCCUCAACAACCUCCCCAUGCCUUGUUCUAGGCCUCAUGGCCACUGCCACCUGCUUAGUCAUCAACCUGUGA